Molecule: messenger RNA, 1287 nt
Organism: Nothobranchius furzeri (turquoise killifish)
Lineage: Eukaryota; Metazoa; Chordata; Actinopteri; Cyprinodontiformes; Nothobranchiidae
Source: RefSeq, a predicted model, not a curated record
UUUCUGCUCCAAAACAUGAAAGUUAACGGGUGAGAUGUUGCAUUUUCAUUUAAGAUAAAAUGAUAUUUUUAUUUUGUUGUUGGCCCGUGAGAAAAGAUUUAACCUACAGUAAACAGGAAGUGGAAAGGCUGCAGAUAGAUGAAUAGAAUAGAAAAUCCCUUUAUUGUUCCUCAGUGGGGAAAGCUAGAUGUCACAGCAGCAAUGACACUUAUUACAGGAGAAAAACAGGAGAAUAAAAAUAAACAACAAGAAAACAUAAAUCCUGAAUAGAUUUUAAGAAUGCUGAUUAUACCACAAGUAAUGAAUACCACUGAUGCCUUUUAUUUAAAACUGACUUGCUCGUGUGUAAUUUGGUUAUUCCAUAUUCAGUGUUAAUGCAGAAAUAUGUUUGUUUCCAAAUUUAAAGGUUCAAAAUUGCAUUUAUGUUGAUAAAGAAAAUGUGCAAAUUUGCCCUCACCUUUUCAAAAAAUAUUAAGUUUGGCCCUCGACUCCGUCCCAGAGUUUCAUUUCGACCCCGUGUGAGUUUGAGUUUGACACCCCUGCCGUAAGCAGUCAGAAAAUACUUUUCUGAGAUGGGCUUCUAUUUUGAAAAACAGCGGCCCAAGCUUUUACCGUAAAGCUGUGAACGCAUGCGCCUAGCAAAAUCAAGUGCUCAUUUUACCGUGAAUCGGCGAGUGGAGGCUGGCUUUACCCCGGUAUUCAACUCUCUCUUUUUUGUUGACUGGUUUUAAUAGAUAAUCAGUAACCGGAGGGCUCACGUGUCGUUCUAGCAAACUUUCGCGUGAGCAGACGGCUGAAAAAAAGUUUGAAGAGCUCGAGAGCGCAUUAGUGAGCACUUCUAUACAAACCACACCGGAGCAACUUUUACCAGGACCUUAAGAUGAACGACACGGAUAUAAUCUGCGAAAACAACAAGACCUACAACUUUUCUCAUCAGGCAUGUGAAACCUCCACUUCUCCGCCCCACAGUCCCAUGGACAUCACCACUUUCAUGCACAUUCUGCCCACCAUUUAUGGCAUCCUAUGUUCGGUUGGAGUCAUUGCCAACGGACUUGUGAUUUACGCGGUGGCAGCGUGCAAGAAAAAGAUGGUUUCUGACAUCUACGUGCUGAACCUGGCGAUAGCAGAUAUGCUGUUCCUGCUUGUAAUGCCCUUCAACAUCCACCAGCUGGUCAGAGACCGACAAUGGGUGUUCGGAAAUUUCAUGUGCAAGUCAGUGGUGGUGGUGGAUGUCAGCAACCAGUUCACCACGGUGGGGAUCGUCACAGUGCUUUGCAUUGAUAGGUA